Meloidogyne enterolobii is the source of this 536-nucleotide messenger RNA. The record is from the annotation of a GenBank genome assembly. Lineage: Eukaryota; Metazoa; Nematoda; Chromadorea; Rhabditida; Meloidogynidae.
CCCUCAACAAUUUAAACUACCAGCCUCCUCAACUCAAUCACCUCCCUUUCCAACAGAUAAUUUUAAAAAACAACAAAUACAGGAACGAAUAAAGAGAGGCAAGUUUCCAAAAAUUUUCUUGGAUAAGAAAUUUAAAAUUAAAUUAAAAAGGUGUCCGAAUCCCCCAUAGCGGCCUGUUCCGUAUCGACUCAACGUGUCAAUGUCACGAUCGGGACUACCCUCCCUGGACUGGUGAGAUCCAUGGAAUGUCACAAGCAUUGCUUAGCAAGUCGCUCCAAUUGCGGGUUUUUUGGUGGAUGGUUUUGGUGCUGUGUACUUGUUGUGGAACAGCUACUACUGUACUUGUUAUUAUUGAAUAUAUUCGUGGGCCCACAGCUUCAAGUACUACUAUACGAUUGGUCCCUAGCCUCGAAUUGCCAGCAAUUACAAUAUGUCCAAAGGUUCCAGAUGCCUUCAACUUUGACGCUCUUUAUCGAGAUAUGAACGAAAAAAUAGGAGGAAUAAAUACAGACGUUGCAAGAGAUCUUGUGAGGUAA